Messenger RNA from Hypanus sabinus (Atlantic stingray), 8291 nucleotides. RefSeq names its product sodium leak channel, non-selective (gene nalcn). Gene Ontology annotation, cellular component: membrane. Gene Ontology annotation, molecular function: monoatomic cation channel activity. Gene Ontology annotation, biological process: monoatomic ion transport; transmembrane transport. NCBI's taxonomy places the organism in Eukaryota, Metazoa, Chordata, Chondrichthyes, Myliobatiformes, Dasyatidae. The record is from RefSeq and is a predicted model, not a curated record. Bases 60 to 5399 code for a protein of 1779 amino acids. The transcript has 44 exons.
GCGGACGCUUCCGGUGCCGGGGUUGUGGUCCGGAGUGGAGGAGGCAGGCUGUGGGAUGGAUGCCCCAGGACUGUUGCCUAGCGCCGGCUGCCCGCGGGAAGGCAGCCGGUGAGUGCACCGGGGCCACCUGCUGCCUUCGGUGGAGGGGGCUUGCGGGAUUUACUUUUUGGAAGAAGUUUGCGCCAAAGAUGUUGAAACGGAAGCAGAGCUCGAGAGUGGAAGCUCAGCCUGUUACGGACUUCGGUCCGGAUGAGAUGCUGACGGACAAUGCCGACAUCCUGUGGAUUAAUAAGCCUUGGGUCCACUCUCUGCUGAGAGUUUGUGCCAUCAUCAGCGUGAUUUCCGUCUGCAUGAACACACCCAAGACCUUCGAGCACUACCCACCGCUGCAGUAUGUAACGUUCACCCUCGACACCCUGCUCAUGUUUUUGUAUUCUUCAGAGAUGAUUGCAAAGAUGCAUAUUCGCGGCAUAGUCAAGGGUGAUAACUCGUAUGUGAAAGAUCGCUGGUGUGUGUUUGAUGGUUUCAUGGUCUUCUGCCUCUGGGUGUCCCUGGUUUUGCAGGUCUUUGAAAUCGCUCAGAUUGUCGAUCAGAUGUCCCCACUUAGCAUGCUGCGGAUCCCGAGACCGCUCAUCAUGAUUCGAGCGUUUCGAAUCUACUUCCGAUUCGAACUUCCCCGCACUAGGAUUACAAAUAUUUUGAAGCGAUCAGGAGAGCAAAUCUGGAGCGUCUCCAUCUUUCUCCUCUUCUUCCUACUCUUGUAUGGAAUUUUGGGUGUCCAGAUGUUCGGCACCUUCACCUACCACUGUGUGACCAAUGACACUCAACCAGGGAACGUUACCUGGAAUAACUUGGCCAUCCCAGACACCCACUGCUCACCAGAUGGAGAGGGGUACCAGUGUCCACUGGGCUUUAAAUGUAUGGACCUGGAAGAACUCGGCCUGACCAGACAGGAGCUAGGCUACAGUGGAUUCAAUGAACUUGGCACCAGCAUAUUCACGGUUUACGAGGCUGCUUCGCAGGAGGGCUGGGUUUUCUUCAUGUACCGGGCCAUCGACAGCUUCCCUCGCUGGAGGUCGUACUUCUACUUCAUCACCUUGAUCUUCUUCCUUGCCUGGCUGGUUAAGAAUGUGUUCAUUGCUGUUAUUAUUGAGACUUUUGCGGAGAUAAGAGUCCAGUUUCAGCAGAUGUGGGGCCCGCGAAGCAGCACAACCUCCACCACCACCACACAGAUGUUCCACGAAGAUGCCGCUGGAGGCUGGCAGCUUGUGGCAGUGGAUGUCAACAAGCCUCAGGGCAGAGCUCCUGCCUACCUACAGAAAAUGAUGCAAUCUUCCAUCUUCCACAUGUUCAUCUUGUGCAUGGUUGCCGUUGAUGUCACUGUGGCCGCCAGCAAUUACUACAAGGAGGAGAAUUCCAGGGGCCAGUACGAUGUGUUUUACCUGGCAGAGGUGGCCUUCACCAUUCUGUUCGACCUGGAGGCGCUGGUGAAGAUCUGGUGUUUGGGAUUCACAGGUUACAUCAGCUCUUCUCUGCACAAGUUUGAGCUGUUACUGGUGCUGGGCACCACAUUGCACAUCUAUCCCGACCUCUAUCAUUCACAGUUCACCUACUUUCAGGUCCUGAGGGUGGUCCGUCUGAUUAAGAUUUCCCCAGCGCUGGAGGACUUUGUCUACAAAAUAUUUGGUCCGGGGAAGAAGCUGGGCAGUUUGGUAGUCUUCACUGCCAGCCUGCUGAUUGUCAUGUCAUCCAUCAGCCUUCAGAUGUUCUGUUUUGUGGAGGAGCUCGACCGAUUCACCACAUUCCCAAGGGCCUUCAUGUCCAUGUUCCAGAUCAUCACACAAGAGGGAUGGGUGGAUGUGAUGGACCAGACGCUGAUUGCAGUUGGCCACGUCUGGGCCCCCGUCGUAGCCAUUUAUUUCAUCCUUUACCACCUCUUCGCCACUCUGAUCCUCCUGAGCCUGUUCGUUGCUGUCAUCCUGGACAAUCUCGAGCUGGAUGAAGAUCUGAAAAAACUCAAGCAGAUUAAGCAAAGUGAGGCCAAUGCUGAUACCAAAGAAAAGCUUCCACUUCGACUCCGAAUCUUUGAGAAGUUUCCAAACAGGCCACAGAUGGUGAAGAUAUCCAAAUUGCCCUCGGACUUCUCCGUUCCCAGAAUCAGGGAAAGCUUUAUGAAGCAAUUCAUUGAUCGUCAGCAGCAGGAUACGAGCUGCCUGCUGCGCCGACUACCGUCAGGAUCGUCGUCAUGUGACCAUUCCAAGCGGUCUUAUGUUGAGGAUAACAAGUAUAUCGACCAGAAGUUACGAAGAUCAGUUUCCAGCAUCCAAGCUCGAAAUCUGAUUGAAAAGGAAAAUGCUGUGAAUAAAAUAUUCCGGGUUUGCACUCGCCAACGUCUGUUAGGAGGUUCCUUUGAGGGACAACCAGCAAAAGAAAGGUCAAUUUUAAGCGUGCAGCACCAUAUCCGUCAGGAACGCAGAUCCCUUCGACACGGGUCGAGCACGCAGCGAAUCAGCAGAGGCAAAUCACUGGAAACACUGUCACAAGAUCACUCCAGCACAGUUCGGUACCGGAAUGCCCAGCGAGAAGACAGUGAGAUAAAGAUGAUACAGGAGAAAAAGCAGCAAGCUGAAAUGAAGCGCAAGGUCCAAGAAGAAGAAUUACGUGAAAAUCAUCCUUACUUUGACAAGCCCCUCUUUAUUGUCGGUCGGGAGCACAGGUUUCGAACAUUCUGUCGGGUGGUGGUGAGGGCUCGGUUCAAUGCAUCAAAGACGGAUCCAAUUACAGGAGCAGUUAAGAACACCAAGUAUCAUCAACUGUAUGAUCUGCUUGGACUAGUCACCUACUUGGACUGGGUAAUGAUUGCAGUGACUAUCUGCUCGUGCAUUUCUAUGAUGUUUGAAACACCAUUUACAACAGUCAUGCACACACCAACCUUACAGAUUGCAGAGUUCGUGUUUGUGAUAUUCAUGAGCAUCGAGCUGAACCUCAGAAUUCUGGCUGAUGGUUUAUUCUUCACCCCUACGGCUGUCAUCAGGGAUUUUGGCGGAGUGAUGGAUAUCUUCAUUUAUCUUCAAAGUCUGAUCUUCCUGUGCUGGAUGCCACAUACUGUCCCUGCCCAGUCGGGAGCCCAGCUGCUGAUGAUGCUGAGAUGCCUGCGACCUCUGCGGAUAUUCAAGCUGGUUCCUCAGAUGAGGAAGGUUUUGCGGGAGCUGUUCAGUGGUUUCAAAGAAAUAUUUCUGGUUUCCAUUCUGCUGUUAACACUCAUGUUGGUCUUCGCAAGUUUUGGGGUUCAGCUUUUUGCCGGGAAACUUGCCAAGUGCAAUGAUCCUCACAUCACCAAGCGGGAGCAGUGCCACGGAAUGUUCCGGAUCAAUGUCAGUGUGUCAAAGAAUCUCAAUCUGAAGCUGAAGGAUGGGGAGAAGAAGCCGGGCUUCUGGGUUCCACGUGUCUGGGCCAACCCUCGGAACUUCAACUUUGACAAUGUGGGAAGUGCGUUAUUGGCCUUGUUUGAAGUGCUCUCAUUGAAGGGUUGGGUAGAAGUCCGAGACGUCAUCAUCCACCGAGUGGGCCCAAUUCAUGGCAUCUACAUCCAUGUCUUUGUUUUUCUUGGCUGUAUGAUUGGACUGACCCUCUUCGUUGGUGUUGUCAUUGCUAAUUUCAAUGAAAAUAAGGGCACUGCAUUACUGACGGUCGACCAGAGGCGAUGGGAGGACCUGAAAAGCCGGCUGAAGAUCGCUCAGCCCCUUCACCUGGCUGCUAGACCUGAUAAUGGCGGGCUCCGAGCUAAAAUGUACGACAUAACACAGCAUCCAUUCUUCAAAAGAAGCAUUGCUGUGAUGGUCCUCGCUCAAUCAGUGCUCCUGUCUGUCAAGUGGGAUGUUGAUGACCCGGUCACAGUUCCUCUGGCGACGAUGUCCGUCAUCUUCACCUUUAUCUUCGUCCUUGAGGUGACCAUGAAGAUCACAGCCAUGUCCCCCUCUGGAUUCUGGCAGAGCCGACGCAACCGUUAUGACUUGCUGGUGACGUCGCUGGGUGUGAUCUGGGUGGUGUUACACUUCGCUUUACUUAACGAGUACACCUACAUGAUGGGCGCCUGUGUCAUCGUGUUCCGCUUCUUCUCCAUUUGUGGGAAACACGUAACAUUGAAGAUGUUGUUACUGACGGUAGUUGUCAGUAUGUACAAGAGCUUUUUUAUUAUAGUUGGCAUGUUUCUCCUCCUGAUCUGCUACGCCUUUGCUGGAGUGGUGUUGUUCGGAACUGUCAAGUACGGGGAGAACAUUAACAGACAUGCAAACUUCUCCUCUGCUGGUAAAGCCAUCACUGUCCUGUUCCGCAUUGUCACGGGGGAAGACUGGAAUAAGAUCAUGCACGACUGCAUGGUCCAACCACCGUUCUGCACUCCCAGCGAUGAGAACUACUGGGAGACGGACUGUGGUAACUAUGCUGGUGCCCUGAUGUACUUCUGCUCCUUCUACGUCAUCAUUGCAUACAUCAUGUUAAACCUGCUUGUUGCUAUCAUUGUGGAAAACUUCUCACUCUUUUACUCCACCGAGGAGGAUCAACUCCUGAGCUACAACGAUCUUCGUCAUUUCCAAAUCAUUUGGAACAUGGUUGAUGACAAGAGAGAGGGUGCUAUCCCAACUUCCCGCGUCAAGUUCUUGCUCCGCUUGCUGCGUGGGCGGUUGGAAGUGGACCUGGACAAGGACAAGCUAUUGUUCAAGCACAUGUGCUACGAGAUGGAGAGGCUGCAUAAUGGCGGAGAUGUCACAUUUCACGAUGUCCUCAGCAUGCUUUCCUACAGAUCAGUGGACAUCAGAAAGAGCCUUCAGCUGGAGGAACUACUGGCCAGGGAGCAGCUGGAAUACACCAUUGAGGAAGAAGUGGCCAAGCAAACAAUACGAAUGUGGCUGAAAAAAUGUUUGAAGCGCAUCAGAGCAAAGCAGCAACAGUCGUGCAGCAUCAUCCACAGCCUACGGGAGAGUCAGCAGCAGGAGCUGAGCAGGUUUCUCAUCCCCCCGAGCAUCGAGACUACACAAGCCAGCGAGGAAAUGCUCGCCAGCAACCAGGACAGUGAGGUCCAGCCAGAGACCAGUAGUCAACAGCAGCUGCUGAGUCCCACACACUCAGACCGAGAUGGGUAUCGAACUGACUCUGGAGACAUCGGGAAGCCUCAGAGGAAGUUUGGUCAGUGGCGUCUCCCAUCAGCUCCUAAACCCAUCACCCACUCGGUAUCCACCGUCAACCUGCGGUUCGGGGGGCGGACAGCCAUCAAAUCAGUCAUGUGCAAGAUGAACCCGAUGUCAGACACCACCUUCUCUGGCUCUGACGUGAAGAAGUGGUGGACCCGACAGCUGACCGUAGAGAGUGAUGAGAGUGCAGACGACCUGUUGGAUAUUUAACAGGAAGGAGCAGGGUGAGACCUCCACCUGUUUUCCUGGUGUAUUUCCAUCAUAAAAUGCACAAUGUACUUAAGUAACUGGGGCCAGGUGAUGCACAGGAGCAAGAGGAGGUCACUCUUCCCUUUCCAUGAAAUUACAGAGCUAAAUACUUUCUAAAGAAAUCUUCUACGUACCUCAGUUUUAAAUGCAAUUGUAAUAAUGUUCGUUGUUCAACAUUCUCCCACUAGUGGAAACAUCUCAACAUCUACCCUGUCAAGGUCCCCCAGGAUUUGUUUUAAUGUCACCCCUGAGCGCCAAGGUAAGUUCACCCCUCAUUCUUCUGAGCUCCCUCUGGCCUUUCCUGAUGAGACAGUCCUCUCAUCCCAGCCAUUAACCUGCUGGUUCUUGCAGAUCAAGUGUUUCCAUCUCUGAUUUAACAGACUUCUGGAGGCUUCAGACCAGAUUUUUGGCUCCCAGUUGUUCCACACCCACACUUGUCAUUAGCUGGGCAGCGUGUCCAUUCUCAUAAUGCCCCUGACAAAAUGUUCCUAAGAAUGAAUGAAAACAAUUUAUUUCUAAUGCCCUGAUUACCAGCACAGGUUCCAUUGGAAGAAAUAUCCAGCGAGAUUGACCGUCUGUGCCUGGAGACCCGCAUACAGUGACCUGGGGUGGAUGCAGAUGAUUCUACCAUAACACUGUGCGGAGGUGAAUUGUGUGCUUUGCUGCCCUCUGGUGUUGAAUCCUUUGACGUGCAGUAACGGGUGUACAGGUGACGUGAAUAUGUCAGACCCAAUCUCAGAGAAUUUGCAAUUCUUAUCAAAGCCGAAACCUAUUUCUAGCAGUGUCAGUGGUAAUACGAAGGGGUGUGUGUGUAUACACAUAUACCUCACUGUAUGUGGUCUGUGUGUUUCUCUUUGGACAGGUCUCAGCUUGUGUAUGGUAUGCAUCUGUAUCUUUGUGAGUGCAUGUCUGUUCAGGUGUAUGUCAUGUCAUUAGAGUGAUACAACAUGAAACCAGACCUUUCAGCCCAUUAGUUCCCUACUGACCAUCAAAUACCUCAUUGUACAGCUCCCAUUUUCCAGCGUUCAGCAAGAACACUUCUCCACCGUUCAGGAGUUCGUCUCUUGUAGAUUGUGUAGGAUUGUACAGCAUGGAAACAGACCGUUCAGCCCAGUUCGUCCAGUAGUGGACACCCAUCUGUAUUAAUCUCGUCAUCAUCACUUGGUCAAUAGCCCUACACUGAGUCAACUGCUUGGCUAGACACUGUUAGUGACUCAACUUCCAGCACUCUCUCAGGCAGUGUGUUCCAGCUCCUCACCAGACCCUGAGUGAAGAAAGUCCUCUCUAAAUCUUAUUUCCCGCCCCCCCCCCAUUGCCCUAAACCUACAGUUAAUUAGUUUUACCUAUCUGUGAUAAGGGGGAAAGUUCCCUGGAAUCUACCCUAUCUCAGAAUUUAAUAUUUAGAUGUUGUAAGACUCUCUGCUUCCACUACACCCUUAGAGAGUGGGUUCCCGAUUCCAGCCCCCUCCCUGAGUGAAAAGCUCUUCCUCAAAUCCACACUGAACAUCUUACUCCUUACCUUAAAGCCCUGCUCUCCAGUCAUCAAUGGUCUGUUCCAGAGAAAAAUUCCACUCUCUACCCUAUCCACCCACUUCACAACUUUGCAAACAUCAAGAUUCCGUAUAUCUCAUAUAUGUGUACCUUGUGUGAGUGAGUGUGUGUGCAUGGUGCAUGCACCUCUGUGCAAAUGUAUGCUUGUUUGUUCUUGGGUUCAAAUGCGUAUCUGCAUUGCCUGUGGUGUAAAUAAGACCAUUCAGCCCAUUGAGUCUGCUCUGCCAUUCCAUCAUGGCUGACUUAUUACCCCCCCCCCAACCUCAUUCAGUUGCCUUCUCCCCAUACCGUUUGAUGCCCUUAUUACUCAAGAACCUAUCAACUUCCUCUUCAAAUAUACCCAAUGACUUGGCCUCCACAGCCAUCCGUGACAAUGAAUUCCACAGAUGCACCAUCACCUGGCUAAGGAAAUACUUGUGUGUGUGUGUACAGUAUGCUUGUGUGUGCACGUGCAUGAUACGGUGAACAUAAGGGAGCGUCCACCUCCAAAGAGUUCUGCAGUGGUGGAGCAGGAAGAAUUGGGUAGUGGUCGCUCUGCACUCUCUCACACACAUUGAGAUCUGCCAAAGUCGAUGCCAGUGAAAUUGUGACUGAGAACGGGCAGUUGCUGACACACGCAGUGUCUAAUGUAGAUCACAGACAAAUUUCACCUGGACCCUCCUUUAGGCUGUGUUCUAACAGUACGUGUGAUACGAUAUGCUGGUCACAGCACAGAAAUAGGCCCUUCAGUCCACUGAGUCCACACCAGACACCCACUCACACUAAUCCCAUUUUAAUUCUGCCCACAUUCCCAUCAUCUCCCCCCACCCCAGAUUUAGCCCUCGCCCACGCACUGAGGGCAAUUUACUGCUGCCAAUUAACCUGCACUCCUUUGGGAUGUUUAGGAGGCCAGAGCACUCAGAGGAAACGCACACGGUGACAGGGAGAACAUGCAAACCCCACACUGACAGCGCUGGAGGUCUCUAUUAAAGCCAGCUCUCUGGCACUGUCGGGCAGCUGCUCUGCUAAUUCCACCACUGUGUUCUGCAUUUACUAAGUACCUAUGUCUGAUCUUGUAUGUUUUCUGAAUCUCAGAAGUAGAUGCAAAGUAAUUGCCAACUGUUUCACUGUUAGUCGCUCCCUUUCAUUCCUACGUUAAUGCACUCAGUAGCCGAGGCAUCACCUGUAGGUAAUAUACAUUUUUAUUUUAGAGGUUUAAAUAUCUACUAUAAUUAAGAGUCUGUUACCUUUCGGAAGAUUUAUUUUAUUCUCAAUUUUAUCUAAACAAAAUAUUAUCAAUAAAGAUUAAUUGUUUUUAUUAUA